Adelges cooleyi (spruce gall adelgid) is the source of this 4223-nucleotide messenger RNA. It is a transcript of the gene Vps15, whose product is annotated as phosphoinositide 3-kinase regulatory subunit 4. The transcript is spliced from 24 exons. The record is from RefSeq and is a predicted model, not a curated record. Gene Ontology annotation, biological process: protein phosphorylation; protein targeting to vacuole; late endosome to vacuole transport. Bases 136 to 4083 code for a protein of 1315 amino acids. Gene Ontology annotation, cellular component: phosphatidylinositol 3-kinase complex, class III, type I; late endosome; nucleus-vacuole junction. Gene Ontology annotation, molecular function: ATP binding; protein binding; protein serine/threonine kinase activity. NCBI's taxonomy places the organism in Eukaryota, Metazoa, Arthropoda, Insecta, Hemiptera, Adelgidae.
AAAAAUCUUGUCUAUGGUAAAAAUGUUCGAUUUGUGGUAAUGUUUUUACUUUUAUUUUUGUUGAGUGUCUUAUAACAAAUGUUUGUGGUCAAUUUUAACGUAGUUUUAUGAAAGCGGUUCAAUCAAAAUCAAGGCAUGGGCAAUCAACUGGUUGGGAUUGCUCCAUCGGAGAUAUUCCCAGUCGAACACUAUUUAACCGAUCACACACAACUACAGUUUGAUGCCAGUUUGGGCAGUACAAGGUUUUUCAAAGUAGCUCGUGCUAAAUCGCAAGAAGGCAUGAUUGUCGUUAAGGUAUUUGCCGUUCAUGACCCAAUGUUGCCAUUAGUUAAACAUCGAGUACGCGUAGAAGAAAUCAAGACAAAAUUACAAUCUGCAGUUAAUUGUUUAUGUUUUCAAAAAGUCAUAAUGUCUGACAAAGCAGUGUUUUUGAUGCGGGAGUAUGUCAAAUACAGUCUGUAUGAUCGAAUAAGCACGAGGCCGUUUUUGACAAUUACAGAAAAGAAAUUUAUCGCUUUUCAAAUAUUAUUUGCUCUUAGACAAUGUCAUACCUUAGGUGUAUCUCAUGGUGAUAUAAAACUAGAAAACAUUAUGAUCACAUCGUGGAAUUGGGUUUUGCUUACCGACAUUGCUUCAUACAAACCUACUUAUUUGCCUGACGAUAAUCCUGCUGAUUAUUCGUUUUUUUUCGACACUUCUCGUAGACGGCUUUGUUACAUUGCACCUGAACGUUUUGUUAAGUCAUCCACGGAAGCUAAUAACCAGUUGUUACCAUCCGAAGAUCACAUAAAAAAGGGAGAACUGACACCAGCUAUGGAUAUAUUUUCAGCAGGGUGUUCAAUAGCAGAGAUGUUCACUGAUGGUCAUCCGCUUUUUGAUUUAUCACAAUUGUUAGCUUAUAGAAAUGGAGAGUACGAUCCAAAUCCUCACAUAGAAUCUAUAGAAGACCAAGGAAUUAAAGAUCUUAUCAAAUCUAUGAUACAACUGAAUCCAGCUGAUCGUUGUUCAGCUGAACUGUAUUUGGAUGAAGAAAAAAAUAAAAUUUUUCCGGAUUAUUUUUAUUCCUUUCUACAGCCUUAUUUACAAAUGUUUUCUGCCACCGAUCCCAUAAUUUCGCCCGAUGAAAAAAUUGACAGGUUAAAAAGUGAUAUCAAAGGAAUAAUCAAUAUGUUACUUCCGUCUAACGAUUCAACCGAGUGUACAGAGGGUCUUGUGUUAAUUGUCCAAUUAGUCACGUCGUGCAUUAGAGGUUUACACUUGUCAACGACAAAAGUUCAAGCCUUAGACGUCCUACUCGAGUUGUCAAGGUACUGUUCCGCCGAGACGGUUUUGGACCGUAUCGUUCCAUACAUUUUUCACAUGAUUCAAGAUGUGUGCCCGGGCGUACGUAAAUCUGCUUUACAUGCUUUGAACAACAUGUUAUCGACAGUGAAUAAUUUAAAACCGAGCGAUGCCAACACUUUUCCAGAGUAUAUUUUUCCAGGACUUAUUAAUGUUGCUCACGACGAUGCUGUUAUAGUUAGGACAACGUUCGCUCAAAUCAUCUCGCAGUUAGCACAAACGGGUUUGAGAUUUUUGAAAUGUUGUCAGAAAGUUAAAGACGACGAACCAACAACGAGUGCAUUUGAAACCGAAUUAGCCACUCUACACGAAAUGGUACAACAGUCAGUGUCUGUUCUUCUUACAGACAGUCACAAUAUCGUGAAACAAACUCUCGUCAAUAGCAAUAUCGUUGAACUUUGUGAAUUUUUCGGCACACAACGAGCUAAUGAUGUUAUAUUAUCUCAUAUGGUGACAUUCCUGAACGAUAAGACCGACAAGCAUUUGCGUGCAUCAUUCUUUGAAAAUUUUGUCAACGUAGCUUCUUUUGUCGGCCCUCAAUGUUCACCUAUAUUGAGUCCGCUUUUACAGCAAGGUUUUUCCGACAGUGAAGAAUUUGUAGCCAAAAAAGCACUCAACGCAAUGACACUGCUAAUAGAAAAAGGUUUAUUACAGAAGACGGCCCUUUGUCAUUUGAUCAGUGAUAUAUCUUGUUUUCUUAUACAUCCAAAUCUGUGGAUAAGACAGGCUACUGUAGGCUGUUUUAGUACUACAGCGAGAAUAUUGGACGAUGUCGAUGUCCAGUGUAAAAUUUUACCUGUCAUGAAACCUUAUUUAAAACAUUCAAUGAUUCUAGUAGACAGGGAAGAAUUAGUGUUGAAUACUCUAAAGGAACCUUUGCCGAGAAAUGUUUACGACACUGUAGUUAAGUGUUCUAUUGUAGAUACAUUUGUGAAAAUAUUGGGAGAACGCAAAAAAGCCAGGACCAUAGCUAACACUGGUCAUAUACCUUUACCGAGUGUUACCCAAUCAAUGCAUCAAAAUAGUGCCUUAAGAAAUUUGAUCAGGAAAUUGGAGUCGGAAGGAAUGACUGAAGAGGUAGAAGAUCAAUUGUUUGCAUUAUCUGUACACAUUUUGAAGGUCCACAGACAAUUAGCGUUUGACAAUAAAUAUGGAUCAAAAGGAAAAAUAAAGAUUGGAAAUUCAAAAAACAAUGUAAACUGUCAUUCGGUGUCGUUGAUGCAAUCUCAAAAUUCAAAACUUCAAGAGUCAUCAGCUACUAAUCGUCGAAAGUGCGUAGACGACCAACCGGUUGCGAACAUGAACGACGAAUGGAAAUGCAUGUUCGGUGGACAAGAAUCUUCAAAACAGAUGACACAUUCCUCUCAAAAUCCAUCUCCAGUUGGCGGCUCUUAUACAUUUGAUGUACAGCCUUCGCCAUCUCAUAGCAUCGAAGGACCGAAUGACAUGUCAUAUAUCCACUACCGCUAUGCACCGUGUAGGCUAGAACUUGGCAAGCUGAUUUCUCACCGACAAGAGUGUUACGAGAUGACUAUGAGACGACACGAGUGGGCCGAGCAAGAAGUUUGGAAACCGAGACUUCCUCCACCCGGUUGGCGACUACGUUCACAGUUAGUUGCUCAUCUGCAUGAACAUAAAGCUGCAGUAAAUAGACUAGUGUCCAUUCCAAACACAUCGUUAUUUGCCAGUUGUUCGUCGGAUAGUUAUGUACGCAUUUGGGAUUGCGUUAAAAUGGAGGGUAAAAAUAUUGCGAAUCGUUCCAAGCAAGUGUACAAUCACCAAAAUGGAGCUUUGUACGGUAUGACGACUUGUAGAAACAAUCAAUCAUUGGCGACAGUUAGUCAUUCGGGAUCAGUAGUUGUUCUCAAUAUAGAUUCAAAUAGUACCAAACUGCCCGUCAUUCAGUCCAAACAGUUGGAUUUGCACGAGGAUGGAUGUGCUAUCGACGUAUCUUAUUUGGACUCUGGAUCCCAAAUGGUUCUUGUGUACGCAACCGUGUAUGGUUCUCUCGUCGGUUGGGACCUUCGAGCUCCCAAGUUGGCUUGGAAGGUUAAUAAUGACAUAAAACAAGGAAUCAUAACAGCCAUGUGCUUGGAUACAAGGCAAAGCUGUUUGACUUUGGGCACAAGUAGCGGUUAUCACACUUGUUGGGAUUUACGUUUUAGGUUACCGAUUGCCACAAUAGCUCAUUCUAAAGCUGUGCGUGUCAGACGACUAAUUAGACAUCCUACAGAGUCGUCGUGGAUCAUAUCGGCCAUGCAAGAUAACAAUGAAGUGACCGUGUGGAAUUUGGAGAGCGGUUCAAAACAGCAAACUCUUUGGGCUAGCAGUGCUCCCCCGUUAUCAAACAGUCAGACUAACAACCACAGCGUUUGCGCAUUGUACACUAUGAACACUGAUCAUGGUCCAGAGCUUUUAACCGGCGGCACAGACCAGAGGAUUCGCAAAUGGAAUCUCACGUCACCGGGUGAUUCGUACAUAGCCAUACCAGCCGCAAGUGACGUGAUGGGUCAUUCGCUUUACUGCUACGAGUGUCGGCUGGUGGACGGCACUAACGUCGUGCAAGAGGUGUGCACAAAAUCGAGUAGCGCUGUGAUAACUGGUGACGAAGAGCCGCCGUGCGCUACUGAUCAACCAGCGCCGGGUCACGUGGGUUCUAUAUUGGACAUCACAUCGUGUAUGGCAUCUCAAUGUUUUCUAGUCUCGGCGUCGUGUGACGGUAUCAUCAAAGUGUGGAAAUAAUGUGAUAAAUACAAAAAAACAAAUAUUAAUAUUAUCUCGAACACUGUGUUUCGGCCGUUUCAAUUUUUUUUUUUUAUAUAUAAGAUAUUAAAUAAUUAUGUUAUUGUGAUAGUGAUGUAACAAACUUUUGGAGUUGCACA